AGAGAAAUCAAGCUGCAGUUAUAACUUGUAUAAAUAUAUGUCUGCACGUUUUAGAAGCCUUAAGGAUCCAAAAAGGAAUUUUAUUGAUGAUCAUAGAAAGUACACAUUUGUAAUAAUAUUUACUCUGUUUCUUUGUCCCCCUCUUUAAGCUUUCUUUUGCCUCCAAAAAUUCAAGACCCUUUACAGGGAAACUUAAGGGUGGACAAAAAUGGAGAAGAUGAGGCAAUGGGGUUGGCUUCUGGGGUCAUUUGCAGCAAUGCUUCUUCUGGUUUUGUUCUUGGCUCGUGAUGGAAGUUACGACGAGACGACAAACCCAGUAAGACGAUCACUGAGAAGCAUAAUUCCUUGGCAACAACAUGGUGUCAGUUUAACAGCAAAGAACCGCAAUAGAGUUGUUUUGGAUAAUGGCAUUGUCAAACUCAUUUUCUCUAAUCCGGAGGGAAACGUUAUUGGAAUACAAUACAAAGGCCUUGACAUACUUGAAAUGGGGAAUGAAGAAGAUAAUAGAGGGUACUGGGAUUUGGUCUGGAAAAAGAAUACAACUGACAAACUACAAGCAACAAAAUUUAAGGUGAUUACCGCGAGGCCAGACCAAGCAGAAAUUUCUUUCCUAAGAACAUAUGAUGUUUCCCUUGGUAACGGCACGAACAUAAUUCCCUUGACCGUAGACAAAAGGUACAUAUUGCGGAGGGGUGCUUCUGGUUUCUAUGCAUAUGGAAUAUUCGAACGCCUUGAAGGGUGGCCGGGAGUUCAGGAUAUGGAUCAAAUUAGAAUGGUUUUCAAGCUUGAACAAGCCAAAUUUGAUUAUAUGGCGUUAUCAGACACUAGGCAAAGAAUGAUGCCAACAGCAGCGGACCGUGGUAAUGGUGAGCAACUUGCGUAUAAGGAAGCUGUUCUUUUGACAGAUCCAAGCAAUCCUGAGUUUAGAGGAGAGGUAGAUGACAAGUACCAGUACUCAAUCGAGGACAAAGAUAACAAAGUUCAUGGUUGGAUUAGUACUGAUGAAUCUGUGGGAUUCUGGAUGAUCACACCCAGUGAUGAAUUUCGAACAGGAGGCCCCUUUAAGCAGGACCUCACCUCCCAUGUUGGCCCAACUACCCUCUCGAUGUUUGUUAGUACUCAUUACGCUGGGAAGGAUCUUGGGAUCAAAUUCGAAGAAGGUGAGGCAUGGAAAAAGGUUUUUGGACCCGUCUUUGUGUAUCUUAACUCGGCUCCAAGCUCAAAGAAUUCUACCAGUAUACUUUGGAAUAAUGCUAAACAGCAGCUGUUUAAAGAAGUCGAGAUCUGGCCGUAUAAUUUCACUCAAUCCGAGGACUUUCCUUCUUCUGAUCAAAGGGGAUCGGUUUCCGGCCAGUUACAAAUACAUGAUCGGUACAUCAAUGAGAGCCUUCUCCCAGCAAGUUCUGGCUAUGUAGGAUUGGCUGCACCAGGAGAAGUGGGAUCAUGGCAAAGGGAAAACAAAGGUUAUCAAUUUUGGAAUCAAGCCGACGAAGAAGGUAGAUUCAUUCUCAAAGAUGUUCGACCCGGAAACUAUAGUCUGUAUGCAUGGGUUCCUGGCGUUGUUGGGGAUUACAAAUAUGAGGCUGAUAUUACAAUUAUUCCAGGGUGUAAUAUCAAACUGGACAAUCUUACUUUCGAACCUCCAAGAACUGGUCCUACAUUGUGGGAAAUUGGCAUCCCUGAUCGAACUGCUGCCGAAUUCUACGUACCAGAUCCUUAUCCGACUCUUUUGAACAAUCUAUACAACCACAUACCCUCAGAAAACUUCAGGCAGUACGGGUUGUGGGCACGUUAUGGAGAGCGAUACCCUCAUAGUGAUCUUGUCUACACUGUAGGUGUCAACAAUUACACUGAUCACUGGUUCUAUGCUCAAGUGACCAAGAUUACUGGAGAUGAAACAUAUGUAGGAACAACGUGGGAAGUUGUAUUUGAACUUCAUAAUGUCACGAAUCCAGGAAUAUAUACACUCCAGUUGGCAUUGGCCUCGGCACAUAGUGCAGAAUUGCAGGUUCGGAUUAACAGCCAGAGCGACGAGAGACCUCUUUUCUCAACAAAGUUAAUCGGAGGGGACAAUGCGAUAGCAAGACAUGGAAUCCAUGGUCUGUACUGGUUGUUUAGUGUUGAGAUACCGAGCUCGCUACUAAAGGAAGGAAACAACAGCGUGUACCUUUCUCAGACGAGAGGUGGUGAAACUUUCCAAGGAGUCAUGUACGACUAUAUCAGACUUGAAGCACCUUCAUCACACACUGACUCACAAGUAGUGAUAUAGAUGUUU
This is a messenger RNA of Fragaria vesca subsp. vesca, 2275 nucleotides long. RefSeq names its product rhamnogalacturonate lyase B-like. The record is from RefSeq and is a predicted model, not a curated record. Lineage: Eukaryota; Viridiplantae; Streptophyta; Magnoliopsida; Rosales; Rosaceae. Gene Ontology annotation, biological process: carbohydrate metabolic process. The transcript has 16 exons. Gene Ontology annotation, molecular function: catalytic activity; carbohydrate binding. Bases 209 to 2269 code for a protein of 686 amino acids.